CUUAUUCUAAUUUUAUUUUUUACCAAGAAAAUGUUGUCUACACGAGCCAUGCUCAUCCAAGGCUUCUUGGUUAUGACUGUUUUAAUCUCUUCCAUGGUGGAAGCUAGACAAUUGAUUGAGUUUAAAGAUCAAGAUGGGGCCAACCUUGAGGCUUUUAUACCUGGCCUUCCAGACAUACCAGGACUUCCAGACAUACCUGGCCUUCCAGACAUACCAGGACUUCCACCCCUACCAAGCAUUCCAGGAAUCCCAGGCUUUCCAGGAUUACCAUGCAUCCCUGGCGUACCAAGCAUCCCAGGCAUUCCAUGCAAUCCAGAUAUUCCAUUCCCAGGUUUUCCAUGCAUCCCAGGCAUACCAAGCAUCCCAGGUCUUCCAUGCAUCCCUGAUUCGCCGAGUCCGCCAAGUACACCUGAAUCUCCAAGCUCACCUCCUAAAUCAUCUGAUUCACCCGCUCAAUCUCCUAGUUAUCCUCCCGAAUCCUCCUUAUUCUGAUGAUGAAUCAUUGAGUUCGCUUGCUAAAUUCCUUAGUUUACAUCCUCAUAACUGAGAUAUUGCAAA
This is a messenger RNA of Vicia villosa (hairy vetch), 558 nucleotides long. RefSeq lists its product as uncharacterized. The record is from RefSeq and is a predicted model, not a curated record. The transcript is spliced from 2 exons. Bases 31 to 492 code for a protein of 153 amino acids. NCBI's taxonomy places the organism in Eukaryota, Viridiplantae, Streptophyta, Magnoliopsida, Fabales, Fabaceae.